AUGUCGACCGACCUGAUCCUCAAGCGAAAACUGGUGGCCCUAGGUUAUCCCAUAGCGAACGAGUUUUCAGUUAACUGUAAGUGUUCGGCGUAAUUCGUGAAGCGCUUAGCGGGCGCCGAUUUUAGAAAUGCUAUGGUUUGGUUAGAGGAUCGUGUCAUACGAUUUUUGCCGAUUUCUGAGCGCUUUCGGGAUACCGAAUCGGAGGAAUGGGCAAAAUUCGAGGCCUCGGUAAUGACGAUUGUCUCACCACAUAUCUUUCAGUAUCUCGCCAAAUUAGGCUGUCCUUUUACGAGUGAUAAUGCUUCAUGUGCUCUGGAUUGGGUGCUGAAUCGUGGGCUUGAACUACAGUCGACGGAAGAAGGUUUUGAAAUUUCAAAUUCGCUAAAUUCAUGCAGAUGCGAAGGUUACAGCGUCGAGCGUGCCCGCUUCCCAAACUCAUACAUCCCCAAAAGGGAGCGGCAUUUUCGGCAAUAUUGACAGUAAGUUCGUAACGAUCUAGCUCUAACGCUUGAAGCCGAAAGUGAAGUUUUUAAAACAGGAGUUCAGCGACUUUCGAAACUGCUUCGCAUACCAUCACAUGCUGAUCCGAAACAAACCUUCAAGGUACGCGUCCCGUGCUAAAAUAAACUCACCUUCUAGGCCAUCUGUCUCCUCAUAGAACAGAAGUUGUCGGAAGAGGCCAUCAGACAAGCAAAUGCUGAGCACGGAGAAAAGGUGGGUUUUUCUAAUAGCAACCUCUUUUUGGUUGCCUGGCUAUGCAAAUGCGUCACAACUCUGAAUUAUAACUCUGCCAUUCAAGUCGAUCUGUUUUUGUCCUCUAGUUUUAAACCCCACUUCCCUGCAUUUGUUCCGUAGUUUUAGAGGAGUGGUAGAUCUGUGUCGUUUGAGAACUUCGGUUAAAUUUUGGAGCCUCUAGUGAGUCAGGCCUCGGUACAGGAUAUUAAGACUCCCAUCCUCUUCAACUGUUACCUUCAAUCUGCUGGGUCGAGGUCAAGCACCCCCUCCGCACCCCACCGGACAAGCCUAUUUCGCAACACAGCCGUCUGUCGUUGUAUAACUGAAAGAAAAACUAGUCAACUUCGAGCUCCUUUCGUUCGUUUCUCUCAGCCGGUAUAUCAAAUGACUGCGGAACUACAGAAUAAACAUCAGAAGAUGCGAUCACUGGGACAGGAAGUUUAUUGGCCUGAAGUUUUGGAUUCUCACUCGAACCCAUCAUCAGAGUAAUCUCCCGGUUUCUCCGACGUAGUUGCUCUGUCCACAAUUCCACCACGGCAGGGAACGUUUUAAGUCAUUUACUGGAUUUGAUGCAGUUGCGUACAGAGAAACUAUGUCGAAGAAAUCGGGAGACUGCGUCGGGCGCGGAUGGCCGAGCACGUAGCAACGGUGAGGGAAAACGCAAGAUCUCAGGUGGCGGCUCAUUCCGCGGGACCCGGCCAUAUUUUCAAGUGACCCAAAUCCCCGCAAGAGGUGACAACUCCGCGAGCCGUCAGCUGCUCGAAUCAUGGUUCUCAGGCCCGCAAUCAAUCAACAAGCGGAAUGACCACCCCUUACCACAUUCGGUGCUGAGACAUUCCCUAGGCAGGGUGAUCAGUCACGCGGGCAGGAAACGGGCGAGCAACAAUCUCAUUGAUAGAGACUCAGAUUGCCGAGCCAUCAUCGCGCCAACAUCCAGCACGACUGAUCAAAUUGUCAACUAACGACUCGGAUUCGGACUGACGAGCCAUCAUCGCCUUAAUUACGGCCCCCAGCGGUGAUCCCGAGAGCUGUUAAUUACAGUACGUAUUUGGUUCCACAGCAGCUACGUACUAUAAAUACUGCAGUCUUUCUGCCUUCACUACCCGCAACUGUCUCUGAUGAUGGGUCCGGAUGAGAGUCCAAAACGUUAGGCCAAUAAACUUCUUGUUCCAGUGAUCGCAUCUUCUUCUAAACUGCUUCCUGGAACUCGCCAGUUCGCUUCUAUCGGCAUCGACAGGAUUCUUUAAAGGGCUUCACUAGGUCUUGACAGUGGGUUUGCACCCAGAAGCCGGCUGAGUGAUUUCGACUACGCUGACGAUACCGCCUCGCUAGUCCCACGUUUUGGUUAUUUGCCGUCUAUGGUGUCAGGGGCGAAUAAAGUCGCUAAAUCUUUCGGCUUAUCUAUAAACCUUGAUUGUGCAGACAAAACCUCCGACUGUACACCGCCUUAGAAUUCGGGCACGCAUGACGGUUCUCGUGAAUUGUACUGUUCCAAAGAUAAAAAAUUGCUCAAAAGUCUGGCAACACGAAAAAUAAAAUCAUCUUGUCCGGACGAGCGUAAACAUCUAGAAAAAUCUCCGAGUUAGGAUAAAGUAGUUCGAGUUGCAGUUAAUCGAAAGCAGCAUGAGCCUAAACACAAGAAUCUGCGGCCUACGCAGUCAGAAGGGCUCUUCCCAUCAGCCGUGCCUGGCGGCUGGAACCACCGACCCGGAGCCGGGUACAGCGCCCCCGCCCCUCCCCAUUCAACCGCCACCCUCAAUCUGUCCCAUACUAAUCUUUUGGAUUAUGUCAACCACUUUCUCCCCACUCACCCCGGACAAGCUUUUUUCACAACACAGCUCCGUCUGCGGUUGUAGGACUGAAAGAAUUAGCUUCGGACUUUUAUCGUUAGUUUUCUGUAACCAGUAUAGUAGAUGACUAUAAGGCUACAGAAUAAACCCUCACGGGAAGAUUUUUUUACAACUGUAGAUCGACAUGUUGACUGAGCAGGAGAUCUGCCUGGGAUUCGAUGUCGCCGAUCCACAAGUCCGCGCUGCUGCUGUGGCACUCAGGCUGAUGCACUGCUCGGAGCUUCGUCAACUUCAGAACCAAAUAAACUCUGCGAUUGUACAAGUCCAGAAGCUUACUGCUGACCCAAAGACAGACGAAAAACUCGGCCAGGUCGGCUUCUAG
Molecule: messenger RNA, 2907 nt
Organism: Spirometra erinaceieuropaei
Lineage: Eukaryota; Metazoa; Platyhelminthes; Cestoda; Diphyllobothriidea; Diphyllobothriidae
Source: the annotation of a GenBank genome assembly